Messenger RNA from Gasterosteus aculeatus aculeatus (three-spined stickleback), 2495 nucleotides. Its product is annotated as neoverrucotoxin subunit alpha. Gene Ontology annotation, molecular function: protein binding. NCBI's taxonomy places the organism in Eukaryota, Metazoa, Chordata, Actinopteri, Perciformes, Gasterosteidae. The record is from RefSeq and is a predicted model, not a curated record.
UAUUUGGUUUUCACUUUUCCCUUCUGUCGUAGGUAGUCACUUCUUCUUUCUGUUUCUAAGAUUGAUUCAAUUCCUUCCUUUUCACAAAAUGAUGCAACUGCUUUGUAUUUUCUAAUGUUUAAAGGUUUGAAGUUAUGGGAUAAUGAAACUCUACAAGGGAAGACGACUAAAAAGUUCCAACCCAGCAGUGAUUUUGACAUUAUUGAAUCUGACUCCAUUGAUACCAAGUCCUCUCGGAUGGAGGUUGAUGCUUCUCUGAAGGUCAGUGUUCUCUCUGGACUGAUUGAAGUGGGAGGAUCUGCUCACUACCUGAACGAUCACAAAGAAUUCAAGAAUCAGAGCAGACUGACUGGUCAGUACAAAUCUACAACCCACUUGGAACAGUUGUCAUUGACUGACCUGAUGACCUUAGUGGACCAUCAAAGGGACGUUAUUAACAAGAGCUCUGCAACACACAUAGUCACGGGCAUCCUUUAUGGGGCCAAUGCUUUCUUUGUGUUUGACAGUGAAAAGUUAGACAGCAGCAGGGUUCAAGAAAUCGGGGGCAGCAUGAAAGCUAUGAUGACAAAGAUCCCUGUAUUAAGUGCUGAGGCCCAAGUGAGCACCAAACUGACAAAGGAAGAAAAAGACCUGAGUGCGAAGUUUUCCUGCCAUUUCUUUGGAGACUUCAACCUUCAAAGCCUCCCUUUAACAUUUGAAGAAGCAGUGAAGACCUUUGGACAACUUCCACAGUUACUGGGGGAAAAUGGAGAGAAAGCUGUCCCAAUGAAGGUCUGGCUGAUGCCAUUGACUACUUUAUAUCCAGAAGCUCCUGAGCUGAAGAGUGAGAUCCACAGUGGACUGGUGGGGAAGAUACAGCAUACUCUUGAAGAUUUGAGGGAAAUCCAAAUGAGAAGCAACGAAUCUCUUAAAGACAGAGUGGUACAGAACUUUCCACAUAUUACAGAAGAGUUAGACACUUUCCAGAAGUUGUGUCACCUCUAUAGAUCAAACCUCCAGAGGACCAUGAAGGAAAAACUCCCCUCCAUCCGUGAAGGUAUAGAAGAUGAGAGCUCAUUAGAAAAAACCAUUGACAACAGAGACAAGUCCCCUUUCAGUCAAGAAAAACUACUCAAGUGGCUGAAUUAUAAGGAGAGAGAAAUCAACAUCAUCAAAUCCUGUGUGGAGACCAUGGAGGGAACAAAGAUUGUCAAAAAUCAGUCCGAGCUCGACCGAGAGGUUCUUAAUGGAGAUGUAGAUGAUGUUUUGUGCUUCGUUUUCACCUCCACCAAACGGGGCGACACUUACCUUGAUGAGAUGGCCACAUAUUUGGACACUCCUAUGAAGGGGAGCACCACUGAAGACGAGUGGUUCUACUCAGAUGAAGUCUGGACCUCUAUGAGAGUCAAAGCCAAAGCGUUCCAAGACUUUAGCAAAGCAAAGAAGAACAACAACCGGAUCCGUUUCCUUAUCGCGGUCAUUCCAAAUGAGGCAUACAAAGGAGCAACUAUCUACCAUUACAAGCAGGGCAUUCUGGACAGAACAGAUUUAUCAGGACUUGGCCCUUAUCCAGAAAUAAUCACAGACAGAAGAGAUCUGAUCCGGUAUGCCUGUGAUCUCACCCUGGACCCAAACACUGUCCAGAAUGACCUUGUUCUGUCUGAUGGAAACAAGAAGGUAACAUAUGGAACAGGUCAUCAAUAUCCUGCUAAUCCAGAGAGGUUUGUGAAUUGGCUUCAGGUGUUGUGCCGAGAGGGUUUAUCUGGGCGCCAUUACUGGGAGGUAGAGACAAGUAAUGCUUCACAUAAAAAAUGGGUUUAUUUAACUGUUGCAUACAAGACCAUUGGAAGAAACGGAAGUGGUUCAGAUGUAAAAUUUGGAGGUAAUGCUCUAUCGUGGUCUUUUGGCCAGGAGGGUUCAAAUGCAGAACACGUACUUCGCGCAUGGCACAAUGGAAAGGUGUGGCAGUCUCCUCCUCCCUCUGGUGGCUGCUCCACACUCGGUGUGUAUCUGGACUGGCCUGCAGGCAGUCUGUCCUUCUACAAAGUCUUCUCCAACACACUGACACACCUCUACACCUUUCACACCGAAUUCACUGAGCCCGUGUACCCAGGCUUCCACGUUGCAUAUAAAGGCAACUACGCUUACCUGCGUCCUCUUGAAUAGGACCAAUGCUGGUGACUUGUUGAAUCCAUUGUCUGUUAAUAAAGGGCUGGGGUUAAAAGUAAAGUUUCAAUGGUAAAAUCAUUUCAUUUUACUUAUGUGUUCAGUUGACGAAGAGCCUAAAAAUGUAUGUAUAAAUUACAUUUUAAUUUCUAUUCGUAUUCCUUUUAAAGCUUUGAAAACACCAAUGUCAAAAAGCUAAUGUUAAAACUUGUCUAACUACUAAAUUUGUAAAUCGUGAAGUGGGUUUUACACCAAUUCUGUACCUUAAUUCUGACCAAUUUUAAUAAAGUACUUUCCCGCAAUAAUUCAAUGUGCAUACUUAUUGUAAAAUAAAAUGUUUUAUCUUUAAA